Phragmites australis (common reed) is the source of this 2968-nucleotide messenger RNA. Its product is annotated as G-type lectin S-receptor-like serine/threonine-protein kinase At2g19130. Gene Ontology annotation, molecular function: protein serine/threonine kinase activity; ATP binding. Gene Ontology annotation, biological process: protein phosphorylation; recognition of pollen. NCBI's taxonomy places the organism in Eukaryota, Viridiplantae, Streptophyta, Magnoliopsida, Poales, Poaceae. The transcript has a single exon. Bases 307 to 2784 code for a protein of 825 amino acids. The record is from RefSeq and is a predicted model, not a curated record.
CACAGCCGACCGGAAAAGACGGCAGCGACAGAUCAUCGUCAAAGCAUGUCUUAAUCAUGCCCGCCGUCGACGGGUAGGUUCCCCGCCACUGGACCAACACGGUCUCAUCGCCGUACCAGAAGUCCAGCACUGUCUCCGUCGAGAGGUGUGUUGUCUAAAAACUCUCGGCCGCCGAUUCAACAGUUCAACUCGCCACCUCAUUUACCCCUCCUGCCGUCUCGGGGCCGCGACGUUGCUGCCCUGCUUCGCAUGUCGAGUCUGUAAACUACACUGCACCCUCCUCCGUUCAUCUCCAUUUCAUCGGCCAUGUCCGUACUGCCCACCCUCGUCGGGCUCCUCGUCCUCCUCGACGCCGGCGCCUCCGCGUGUUCCGCCGCGACGGACACCAUCUCGGCCGGCCAGGUCCUCGCCGGCGAUGACAGGCUCGUCUCCAACAACAGCAAGUUCUCGCUCGGCUUCUUCAGAGCUCCCGACGGGGCCGCCCAGUCGUCAACGUCCCCCGGCCCCGACACCGCGCCGCCGUCAAACAAGUGGUACCUCGGCAUAUGGUUCACCGCGGUCCCUAACCUGACCACGGUGUGGGUGGCCAACGGCGCGAACCCAAUCAUGAACGCCGCUGACUCAGACUUGCCGGAGCUCACCGUCUCCGCCGACGGCGACCUCGUCGCCGUGAACCAAGCAACCAAAUCUAUAAUCUGGUCUGCUCAAUCGGCCCAAGACACAACCAAGAACACCACCACCAUCGCCGUGCUCCUGAACAGCGGCAACCUCGUCCUCCUCGACACCUCGAACUCCUCCGCACCCCGCACGCUGUGGCAGAGCUUCGACCAUCCGACCGACACGCUGCUCCCCAGCGCAAAGCUCGGCCGCGACAAGGUCACCGGUCUGAACGGCCGCCUCGUCUCCAAGAAGAGCUCGAUCAACCCAUCCCCCGGACGCUACUGCUUCGAGGUAGACCCCGACGUUCCCCAGCUCGUGGCGAAGCUCUGCAACUCGUCUAUCACCUACUGGUCCACCGGCGCAUGGAACGGCAAGUACUUCAGCAACAUCCCGGAGCUGUCAGGCAACGUUCCAGGUUUCCGGCUCGUGUUCGUCGACAACGCCCAAGAGGAGUACCUCCAGUUCAACGUGACAAACGAAGCAACGGUGACUCGCAACAUGAUCGAUGUCACUGGACAGAACAAGCAUCAGGUGUGGCUCGAUGCCUCGCAGGACUGGCUGACGCUCUAUGCCGCCCCGAAGGCGCAGUGUGAUGUGUAUGCAACCUGUGGACCUUUCACAAUCUGCAGCUACAAUUCAAUCCAAAUCUGUAGCUGCAUGAAGGGCUUCUCUGUCAGGUCAGUGAUAGAUUGGGAGCACGGCGAUCACUCAGGUGGAUGUGUCAGAGAUGCUCCACUGGAUUGUACUAGUAACUACACUAGUCAAGCAUCUUCAACUGACGAAUUCGUUUCCAUACCUAGCAUUGGAUUGCCUGACAAAGGGCAUAGCUUGAAAAAUGUUAGGAGUUUAGCUGACUGCUCAAAGGCAUGCAUGAACAACUGCUCUUGCUCUGCAUAUUCCUACGGCAGCCAAGGAUGCCUUGUUUGGCAGGAUGGAUUGCUUAAUGCAAAACUACAUCAAAGCAUCGGUACAGGUGCAGUUUCUAAUGGAGAAAUUCUUUAUCUUCGUCUCGCCUCAAGAGAAUUGCAGGCAUCGGGAAGCAACAAUCGAGGAGUGAUCAUCGGUGUCGUCACCGGUGCAUGUAUUACUGCUUUAGGUUUGCUGGUGUUGGCAAUAGUAUUGAUCAUCCGGAGGAACAGAACCAAGAACAACAUUCAAGGAGGUGGUGGUGGGCUUGUGGCUUUUACAUACAGAGAAUUGCGUUCUGCAACUAAGAAUUUCUCUGAAAAGCUUGGGCAAGGUGGAUUUGGUUCUGUCUUCAAGGGGCAUCUGCGCGAUUCGACCGGUAUCGCGGUGAAGAGACUCGAUGGAAACUUCCAAGGAGAGAAGCAAUUCAGGGCUGAAGUGAGCUCAAUCGGAAUCAUCCAACACAUCUACUUGGUCAAGCUAAUCGGUUUCUGCUGUGAAGGCGACAGCAGGUUCCUUGUCUACGAACACAUGCCAAACCGGUCCCUUGACACCCACCUGUUCAAGAGCAACGGCAUGUUCUUGGACUGGAGGACUCGGUACCAAAUAGCCCUUGGAGUCGCCAGAGGCCUCUCCUACCUCCAUGAGAGCUGCCGAGACUGCAUCAUCCACUGCGACAUCAAGCCGGAGAACAUACUACUGGACGCGUCGUUUCUCCCCAAAAUCGCCGAUUUCGGGAUGGCGAAGUUCGUGGGGAGAGAUUUCAGCCGAGUCCUGACCACGAUGAGAGGAACCAAAGGAUAUCUCGCACCUGAAUGGAUCAGCGGGACAGCCAUUACGCCGAAGGUCGAUGUCUACAGCUACGGCAUGCUGCUACUGGAGCUUGUGUCCGGAAGGAGGAACUCAGGUGAGGAGUACACGACUCCCGAAUCUUCUGAUGGCUACCGGGCUGUCUACUUCCCCAUGCAAGCUGCAAGGGAGCUUCUCAAGGGUGAUGUGAAGACUCUGCUGGAUCAGAAGUUGUGUGGUGAUGCCAAUCUUAUGGAGGUUGAGAGAACUUGCAAGGUGGCCUGUUGGUGCAUCCAGGACGACGAAGCUGACCGGCCGACGAUGGGCGAAGUGGUUCAGAUCCUUGAGGGCGUGCUGGACCGCGACAUGCCCCCGCUGCCGAGGUUGCUUGAGAAAAUCUUUGGGAGACCACACUCAAUGACAAAUUGACAACAGAGAACACAGUAUUCUUCUAACGGAAAUGGCUUAGAUUUUAGCCUGGGAUCUUGCCAGUCGAUCACAGAAUCAGUUUGCUAGUAUAUACUUUUGCUUCUUCUUUUUUCCUUCAAAUAGUUGUACAGUUGUUUGUGCUUGUGAAAUUCAAGUUAUACUACUACCAUAUACAGUUGCUGCU